Acytostelium subglobosum LB1 is the source of this 1575-nucleotide messenger RNA. RefSeq lists its product as hypothetical. Lineage: Eukaryota; Evosea; Eumycetozoa; Acytosteliales; Acytosteliaceae. Gene Ontology annotation, molecular function: metal ion binding. The record is from RefSeq and is a predicted model, not a curated record. Bases 1 to 1575 code for a protein of 524 amino acids. The transcript has a single exon.
AUGAUGCACAACAACCACCAUGCAACCAACGCUGAUAAUCACAUCACUCCAUUCUACUCAGAGACCAUUCAAAUCUAUCCUCCAAACAUUGAGGAAUCAACAUCGGUCGUAUCAUCAUCAUCAAUAUCACCAACCAACUCUCAAAAGAUCAUUCGAACACCAGCCUCUGGUGCCUACGCAUCUCCUUUGGCCAGUCCAGUGCUCUCAUCACAACAGCAACACUUCCAUCAACAUCAUCCUCACCUGCCAGCCUUGGCAAACUCCACAGACCCCACGGUCAUUUUCUCCAAGCUGAAGCAUGCUUCGGAGGGCAAAGAGCUGGAACCUGGCGUCUACACCUACGCAUUCUCUGCCAAACUACCAAACUUCCUGGCGCCCUCCCUAAACUACUCUGGCUUCUUGUCCAUAUAUUAUAUAGCGCGCUGUAUCAUUCAAUACAGCAAGGGCAAGGAGUGGGAGGAGACGACAACAUCACGCAGUACAGAGUUCUUUAUACAUGGAGUUGGAUCCAGUCAGUUGCAGCAUAUCCUCGACAGACAAUCAAACAGUGUGGUAGUGGCACGUUCGGCCAAGCCCGUCUGGGGCCACAAGGGCUACCCACUGGAGAUGGCAAUCUGGCUACCACACAGAGAUUGCUUCAUUGGUCAACGAACACACUUUUAUGGCAAGAUACACAAUCCUGGCAAAAUACCAAUCGAUCAGCUCCAUGUUGGUCUCUACCAACAAAUAUUCAUCAUGCCUCCAGAUAACUCAAACGCCAAGAAACAACUGGCGUGUACAAAGGUGCUAUCAGCAGUCUUUGACUUAAAGACUAACAGUAGCAGCAGCAGCAACAAUAACAAUCACGCCAAUCACAACAACAACAACAACAACAACAACAACAACAACAAUAAUGAAUCACCUUCUUCAUCAUCCUCUUCUUCCCCAUUAGCUACAUCAUCAUCGUCAUCAUCAUCAUCAUCAUCAUCAUCGUCAUCAUCUCACCAAGAUGAAGACAUUAUCUCUUUCCAAUUUCACACAAUUCUUCCCAAACAUGUUGGCGACGACACUGUAUUCCCAACGACCUAUGGUCGCCUGCUCAAGAUCAAACACUUCUUUGUGCUCUCGGUGGCACAUGCGCGACUGGAUGUUAAAGUGCGCCUCAGACUAUGGGACCCCGCAACAGGCAAUGAAGAGCUCAUUCCCAAGCGCCCCAGUAAGAGGCCAGUGGACUGGCGUGUACAGUGGAUGCCAACAUGGGUGACCGACGAGGACAAGACACACAAAUGUGCACUAUGCUACGACCAAUUCAACUUCUUGGUGCGUCGCCAUCAUUGUCGCCAGUGUGGCAAUGUCUAUUGCGCCAAGUGCGUGUCUCACAAGAUCCCGCUGAGGCACUUUGGUAUCAAGGAGCCGGCCAGAGUGUGUAUCAUGUGCUAUGAGCAGGUCCAGGACCAGCUGGAGAACGAAGCGAUCAACAACCCAAAGGCAAGGUAUCAACCACAUCUUAUCGAUUUGAACAACAACAAGGCCAGGAUGGGCACUGGAAGUGGCUGCAGUUCACUUCAGAGCAGUCAAGAGCUCUCCAACAUAUGA